Molecule: messenger RNA, 2142 nt
Organism: Capronia coronata CBS 617.96
Lineage: Eukaryota; Fungi; Ascomycota; Eurotiomycetes; Chaetothyriales; Herpotrichiellaceae
Product: apyrase
Exons: 1
Coding region: 1-2142 (713 amino acids)
Biological process (GO): nucleoside diphosphate catabolic process
Cellular component (GO): membrane
Molecular function (GO): nucleoside diphosphate phosphatase activity
Source: RefSeq, a predicted model, not a curated record
AUGGUCAAGAAGGCCGAUAAACGUUAUGGCGUCGUGCUCGAUGCUGGUUCAUCUGGCACAAGAGUGUACAUAUACCGGUGGCUGCCCAAUUCGGUUGCGCGCCUCGACGAAACCACCCGUCACGCUCUCCCGGAGUUGGAAACCAAGGACACCUGGACCAAGAAAGUGCAUCCUGGUGUCUCGACAUUUGGGACUUCUCCUGAAGCGGUCGGUCCGAAACACCUGAAGCCUCUUCUUCAGCAUGCACUCAAACAUGUCCCCAAACAUGCCGUCCCCGAGACCCCGAUAUUCUUACUCGCCACCGCAGGCAUGCGGCUCCUUCCCGAUGAACAACAACGAGAUGUUCUGCGCAAUGUCUGUUCAUAUAUCCGGGCCGAGACGAACUUUUACCUGCCAGACUGUGAUGUCCACGUACAGGUUAUACCCGGCGAGACGGAAGGGCUAUACGGGUGGAUUGCGGCGAACUAUCUCCUGGGUUCGUUCAAUUCGCCGGAAGAGCACGAUCACGGGAAUGAUCACCACACAUAUGGGUUCCUAGAUAUGGGAGGUGCUUCGGCACAGAUCGCAUUUGCACCGAAUGCCACAGAAGCAGAAAAGCAUGCGAAUGAUUUGACGCUAUUGCGACUGCGGACCGUGGACGGUGCUCCUCAAGAGUAUAGGGUGUUUGUGACGACAUGGCUGGGUUUCGGGGCAAAUGAAGCCCGACGGCGGUACGUGGAAGACCUCAAAGCGACUUAUGGCCUUGAUGCUGUGGUGGAGAUUCCGGAUCCAUGCCUGCCCAAAGGAGUCAUAGCGAAGCAGGACGGGACGAUCAUAUCCUCGGCCGAAGCGGGAAUUGCUUCAGACCAUUACUUGCUCGGCACUGGCAAUUUCGAGGAAUGUCUCCGGCGGACCUUUCCGUUACUUGAGAAAGAUGCCCCUUGCCUGGAUGAACCGUGUUUGGUCCAGGGCGUGCAUGUCCCGGCGCUCGAUUUCGACGUCAACCAUUUCAUUGGGAUCAGCGAAUACUGGCACACGACGCACGAGAUCUUCGAGAUGGCGCACAAGGACAAGGCUUAUGAUUUAAACACCUAUCAGAACCGCGUCAGAGAAUUCUGCGAACAGGAGUGGUCGGCCAUCAAGCACGGCAUCAAACAUAAAUCAUGGGGCAAGGAUGUCGACGAACAAACCGCCGUGGAGGUGUGUUUCAAGGCCAGCUGGCUUAUCAACAUGCUGCACGAAGGCAUUGGGAUUCCUCGGGUUGGUCUUGAGGACACUUCGUCCUCUUCUGCCCGUAACGGGACGAAAGAAUUGCUAGAAAGCGCCAAAGACAAGGGCUUCCUCGAUCCAUUCCAGGCGGUCGACAAAAUAAAGUCCACGGAGGUGAGCUGGACUCUAGGAAAGAUGGUUCUGUACGCAUCCGCAGAGGUUCCGCCCGCCCGCGAAGGAGACCUGCCCGUCGGAUUUGGCAGCAACGUACCCGGUAUACCCAAGGAUUUCCAGUAUCCUAGCGGUGGAAGACUCCAAGAUAUCCCAGACUAUCACGUUGGCACUGGGACGGACUCGAACCCGAAUGCCAAUACUGAAGGGCCACAAAGCAUCACGGACCAGAUCCACGAUACGCUCUUCAAAUCAGACGCGCCUCAUCGUCUGCCCGGCUUCAUCUUCUUCCUCCUCAUCCUUAUCAUCGCGACUUUUUACCUCUGCGGCCGCGACCGUCGCUCUCGGAUCUACAACUCACUAUUCCCAUCUUCUUCCUUCUCCGCCUCUUCCUCCGCCAAGCCCUCCUUUUUCAGUUCCUUGUUUUCUCGCCACCGCCGUCACGGUGCGGCUGGGCAAUAUAGCCGCGAUGUCGAAGAGGGCGCAGCGCGUCUUUACGACCCCGGUGACUUUGAGCUCGAGAACGUGUUCUCAGCUUCGUCCGAUGACGACACGACUGGUCUUGAUCCCGAGCUCGCCUUUCGAAAUCCCACGUCGCGUCCCAAAUCACUGACUAGGACGUCACCGAAAAGUAAACGAAAUCUCGGUCGCAUGACGCCCGAUGCGAUAGAUCGUAGAGGUCUUGUCGUGAGGACGGAAAGCCGGGAGCGGCUUGAUCUCGAUCCUGCCACAAAUGCACGGUCUAAGAGUCGAAAUGGCAGUCCAACCCGGCUGAAAUCAUGA